This is a messenger RNA of Periophthalmus magnuspinnatus, 2196 nucleotides long. RefSeq names its product myelin protein zero-like protein 2. The transcript is spliced from 5 exons. The record is from RefSeq and is a predicted model, not a curated record. The coding region runs from base 25 to 786 and encodes 253 amino acids. Gene Ontology annotation, cellular component: membrane. Gene Ontology annotation, biological process: cell-cell adhesion. NCBI's taxonomy places the organism in Eukaryota, Metazoa, Chordata, Actinopteri, Gobiiformes, Gobiidae.
GUCUUCUUCUUUUCCAUCCUUCCAAUGUGCGCCAGCGGGCUCUUUUUGGUCCUGUUUGGACUUGCAGCUUCAGGGCUGCUCCGGGUCACGGGGAUAAAGAUUUACACGUCCGGAGACAUGGAGGCGGUGAACGGGACGGACACAAGGCUCAAGUGCACGUUCCAGACGUCAGCGCCCAUCAACCCACAAACUCUCACCGUGUCCUGGAGCUUCAGGCCCCUCACGCAGGGCCGAGAGGAGUCGAUUUUCCAUUACCAGCAGAAGCCGUACCUGCCGAUCGAAGGCACGUUCAGGAAGCGCGUGGUGUGGGCCGGGGACAUCAUGGGCCGGGACGCCUCCAUAAUCAUACGACAGGUGAAGUUUACCUACAACGGGACGUACACCUGCCAAGUGAAGAACCCCCCCGACGUGCACGGGACGGUGGGGGAGAUCCGGCUGCGGGUCGUCACUACAGCCUCGUUCUCCGAGCUCUUGUAUCUGGCCAUGGCGAUCGGAGGAGGCAUAGCGGCGGUCGUGGUGCUGCUGGUCAUCAUCGUGUCGUGCAGAAAAUGCAAAAAGCGUCAGUGCCAGAGGAUGGAAGGGAACGUGGAAGCGCCCCCUCAAAAAAAAGAGCGCAAAGACCCCACUGCCUGCCCCCCGUCCCGCGCCGUGCACCUUUACCUGUCCCAGACCUCCAUCGAGAUCGACAGCUCCGACGGCAUGAUUUCCGACCCCAGCACCCCCGACUCCAGCUCAUCCGAGGAGGACGAGAGGAGCACGGACGAAGACGAAGACGACUCUGACUGAUGAAGAAGAAGACCGCGCGGGGACAGAGAUGUUUGAAAUGUGAAGCUGCACAGGCUGAGGUUUUUUUUUUACUGGAGGGACGCCAAGAUGUCGCCGGGCGCCGCGCCAAGGAAGAGCUGUCAUUGAGCCUCAAAUAAAAUGAAAGAAAGGAGACGUUGGAAAGGAGGAGGAAAGUCGAAUCAGGUCAGGUUUGACAUCGGCGAAUAGCUUAAAAAACGACCGCCAGACUAAAGGACAAUGGUCGUUUUGUAUCGAUAACUGCUGCAGGGAUCCGUGUGAUUGAUCGGAGGCGUUCGAGGUUUUUCAACGCCGCAGGACUCUAUCGCUAAGAACUUUUCCGUUAAGCUGAUGUACAUAAUGGAAGCAGAUCGCAAAGCUAAACUUUAAAGGGUUUUUAUCGGUAAAACGCCAGUAAAAAGAUAAAGAAUUCUUGUUUAUUGGGGCUAAAAUGAGUCGCACAGACACUUGGAUUGUUCCAGUUUUGCUUUUUAGCUUUACUUUUGCGAAUCCUGAACAUAAAUCUUUUCGUUUGCAGCUUGCUCAGUUUGAUUUCUGCUGAAUUAAAACCACAAACUCUGUAAAAUCUAUAUUCAGUUUAUGACAAUACAGCACAGACGGGAAUUUCUUUUUAAACGCACAUUUCCUUAUUAUAAAGAGGAAAUUGAACUAUCCGAGCCUCUGUGUAGUACGGAUUUAUUUUUAUACGCUUCAUUAAAUAUUCUGCUUUUAGUGUUUACGUCGAUUCCGUUUGAGCGUUUUUUUAUGGCGGAAGUGUUGCCCGAUAAUCGCGUGUUUAAUUUAUUGAAGAAAUGGUGGCAAAAGGUGAAUUUAAAUACGUUUUCUCAACAGUUUUUGCAGUCGUGGUCCCGGGAAAGUCGACGAUAUUCAUGUUAAACAGCUGCACAAGGAUAUAAAACUACAAUUUAAACCUGGAUUGGAACUUUUUUGAGUCUUUCCAGUCCAAACGAAUCGUCUUCUUUUGAGCGACGACGUUCAUGUUCAUGUGAAAAAUUCAACGGACACGUCGUUUAACUCGAGGACCUGAUGAUUGUUUGUUCCUUUUGCACUUGUCAGACCUUCACGUGACAUUUCUUUCAUAAAAAUGUGAAUUUGUGGCUGUGAUCGUCACGAGGCCGAUCGCCGCUUCACUGAACAGCGGCGUACGUUUAUACUUUAUGUUCACACUUUAUCUGGAAUGAGCACAGAUCUGAAAACCCACCAGCGGCAAAACGUCCGUGUGUAUUUGAACGCACCGUCUGUACUAACAACUAAAAACUGUAACUGUGUUGAUCCAUUUUAAACCUGUGAUGUUUAUAAAUGUCUUUUGUCUAGUCAAUGCCAGAAGUAUUUUAUUGUAAGUCACUUUGAUAGAUUUUGUAAGAAUUUUUAAUAAAACAUCUGUACAUUUGU